This is a messenger RNA of Anneissia japonica, 1025 nucleotides long. RefSeq lists its product as uncharacterized. Bases 329 to 703 code for a protein of 124 amino acids. The transcript has 5 exons. Lineage: Eukaryota; Metazoa; Echinodermata; Crinoidea; Comatulida; Comatulidae. The record is from RefSeq and is a predicted model, not a curated record.
GUUAUUUCAACAGAAAGCUUUUCUGGAAGAGGAAUAUAGGCCUAUAGGCCGAAAUAGAGGGAAAGUUGUUUUUGUCGUAGUGGAAUUUUACUUCUUACCACCCGGAAAAUACAGAUUUGAUUUGAAUCCAUUUUCGGAAGACUGUGCACCGACUCCAAAUCUAUGUGCAGUUUCCUUUUCGAAACCACAAAUUAAUACAGAUGACGCGUGUUUUUAUCGUCCGUGCAGUAAUGCGACUUGCAUCGUUAAAAAAGAGAUUGGCGAAUAUGAUUGUCAGUGUAACGAGACAGGGUUUGUGUAUAAUAAAUCCGAAAAUUCGUGUAGGCCUAUGCCUUAUGAGCCAUGUAACGUUGGCUGGUGCUUGAAGAAGACGGUGUCAAUAGUAGCUACCAUCGCGACGUUCAUGAUAAUGGCGACUUCUAUUAUACUCUAUAAAAAGCUCAAAGGAAGAUUAUGUAACGAUGGAAGCUUAUCAAAUAAUGUAGAAGAGAGUGUCGAAAUAGACGGUCUUGCCAGUUUAAAUGCGCUCAGGGAGUUCUCGGAACGCCUUGAGAGGCCUACAUGCACAUGUAGUCUGCAGUCCAAUUCCACAGGAACUUUCAAUUCAUGUGGUGGAUACAUACUGGUGUCACCGUCCGACCCAUCGAGCAUGUCGACGCAUUGCCAUUGUAAUCCAUCGUGUAGGAGCGCCACUCAUAUGUAAAAAUAAUAUGAUCAGAUUGUGGGAAGUACGGUUGCUCGUCAUAGAGCGAUGCUCUUGAGGAAGGAUGGUGCUCAUUAAAGUUAGACAAAAUGCUUCUGUUGACGGUGCGCUUGAAGAUUGGGGUGCUCCAGUAAGCGGGGAAAGUCUAAGCUCAAGGGAUGCUUAUAAGGGGGAAGUGAUAUGAAGUCGUAUCAGAGAAGUCAUAUUUUAAAAGACUGUGUGCCGAUGUUGCAAUUUACCGUAUAUACAGUAUGGAAAAAAAAACUUAAUAUCACGGGAUUGUUUGCCUGUAUAUACUGUAUAAUAAAGUGGAUUAAGCCUA